Cimex lectularius (bed bug) is the source of this 1248-nucleotide messenger RNA. RefSeq lists its product as uncharacterized. The transcript has 2 exons. The record is from RefSeq and is a predicted model, not a curated record. Gene Ontology annotation, cellular component: membrane; endomembrane system. NCBI's taxonomy places the organism in Eukaryota, Metazoa, Arthropoda, Insecta, Hemiptera, Cimicidae. Bases 377 to 1234 code for a protein of 285 amino acids.
UAUGUAUAUUUUCUACAGCAAGCAAUAAAUAAAUUAAAAAUACAAAAUUAUUUAAGUCAGAUGUUAAUUAUGAUCUUUUGCACAAUGAUUGGUAGAUAAAAUCAUGGCAUGGGUGAAAUUUUGAAAACACAAAACUCUCAAAUGAAGAAAUGGUAAUUGAAAAUUGACAUCUGGUUUUUAUUUUAGGAAAGUUAAAAGUUUUAAAGGGGGAGGUCCCUGAUCAUUUAAUAAAUUUUCGAGGACCCAUUUAUUAUAUCAAUUAACACUGCAAUAUUUCAAAUCCAAAAGAGAUGUAGAAGAAAAAGAAGACAAGGUUUCUACUGAAAAAUUGGUGUAUUCAUAUGUAACCAACUUGUGUUUUGAGUUUGUAGGCUAAAUGGAGGUCAUGUGCGAAAGAAGAAAUCCAUUUACCUUUCUCAUGGUGUCCACAGCUGUACAUACAUUUGGCUUCCUCAUCUUAUCAAUAGCGCUAUUUCUUCGCUUGUACCACGAGAUUAAUAAGCCUAAACAGGAUUAUUUUACAAAAUUCGCUUAUUCCUUCAAAUACUUAAAUUCCCUGAAUGCCUUGAUGCAAUCUAUUUAUCACCUCAUUGCACUUACCGUCGAUAUUAUGAUCAGUUGUUCGUACACCAUGGAUGCACCGCCCGGAUGUGUGGAGGUAAGGGCGUUCAUCAGAUCGGCAUUCGCUAUACCAAUUGGAACGUUCAACUGCAUCGCGUACUGGGCAUUGAGCCUAAAAAGUGCCGAUCUGCUGGUUAAAUCCGAGUAUCCGCUUUGGCUACGACAUACGUUAUAUACGAUGGUUCCUAUUAUUUUAUUUUUUGAUGUUAUCAGCUGCAAGGGUGAUUCUGUCAACGUGAUCAUUGCGAUGUGUAUGUUAGGUAUUUCAUCUUUCCUUUUCUUGAUAUGGCUUCAUCUCAUCUACCACUUCACAGGCGUGUGGGCGAUCUCUUUCCUAAAAAAUCUUACGCUUCCGCAAAAGCUAGCGUCCUACGUUUUUUUUGUGCUUGUAGAAUAUGCAUUUUUCCUCGUGGGCAAGCUUUUCAAUGAUCUUUUGUGGGACGAAGAGUUUGUCUCAGGCCUACCGUUUUUACGAAAAUACGUCUCCGUACCUCCUCGUUUCAUUUUUGGUAAACCAUCUGUGAAUUCAGCCAAACUUAAACGACUAUUGAGUAGAACAGGAAGCAUGUUUGUAGACCGACCAAAAAAAACUAACAAAGGAAAUAAAAUAUAAUAAAAGUUACUUGU